Hymenoscyphus albidus is the source of this 1084-nucleotide messenger RNA. The record is from the annotation of a GenBank genome assembly. NCBI's taxonomy places the organism in Eukaryota, Fungi, Ascomycota, Leotiomycetes, Helotiales, Helotiaceae.
AUGGUAUCCAAAGAAGUUGAAGAGGUGGAAGAAUUAGAGGAAGAGGAAGAAGAAGAAGAAGAAGAAGAAGAAGUGGAAAUUGAGGUCGAGGAUGAUGUAUUAUCGUUCUUGGAUAGCCUGUGAAAGUAGUUAUGCUAACAUGAUGGUAACAGGAAGAAGAAGGGGAUGAAGAUGAGGGUCAACCUGGAGAUGAAGUCGAGGAUGAUGAGGGGAAAGUUCAGGAUGAAUUUGAGAUAGAAGUGGAAGUAUGCGCAAAUAUAGAAUGUGUAGCGAGGACUGUACUGAUAGGUUCGUCUUGAUAGGAAGAUGAAGAUGAAGAUUCCCAGGUGGAAGAGGAGUUAAUAGAGGAGGACGAGGACGAGGACGAGGACGAGGAGGAAGAAGAGGAGGAGGAGGAGGAAGACGAAGUACGUUUUUAUCGAGAUUUUAGGUGAAAGUUUUACUAAUCCUUUUACUCCAAUAGACGGAGGUAUAAAUUUACGACAACGGUCACCGUUGUUCAUACACUAAUUUGUCCUUUUAAUAGGAAGCUAAUAUUGACGACAAAGUAGAAUUUGAAGAAGAUGCAGCGGAGAGUGAGGCACCAGAGGCAUGUACUUCUGGCAUCAACACCAUAAUUGCCAACUAACCCCCCAAUUAUUAACAGGACGAAGUAGAAGGAGACAGCGACGACGAUGACGAAGAUGACAAAUCAGCCAAAGAACAUUGUGCAACUUUUAAGAUGAAUGCUGAAAAGGCAGGAAAGACUGGAUGGGAUGAUGUUUAUGAGUCUGGGGAUGAUAUAGAUUCAGAUCCGGAGGAGGUAAGCUCCAAAUCAGAAUGUUCGUUUGAACCACCGCUAAUUUUAUUCCAGGACGAUGCUCAAGUCGGCGAUGACGACGAGGAAGAGAUUGAAGAGGAGGUGGAUGAGCAAGGCGACGAAGAGGUAUGUUUGAACAGGACACUUAAAUCUUGAGGUUUACGGCCAGACUGACAAUUUGUUUAGAAUGACGAAGUGGGUAGCGAGGAAUACGAGGUUGAAGAUGAGAUAGAUGGCGAUGCUGAAGCAGAAGCUGACGAGGAGAUUGAAACUGAAGAGAAGUGA